UAGCUGAGCAACAAAAAGAGAAUGGAUGCUCGGCUUCACGAAGCAGCUCUAAAGGGGGAUGUUGAUUCCUUGACUAGAUUGCUUGAAGAAGAUUCGUUCAUUCUCAAUAGAGCAGUUAACUUUUCUGAGACCCCUUUGCACGUGGCCGCUCUCUUUGGGCACGUCGAGUUUGCGAAGGAGAUCUUAAGUAGAAAUCCAGGACUUGCCAGUGUUUUGGAUUCUGAACGAUCCUCGCCUUUGCACUUGGCAUCAGCAAAAGGGCAUGUAGAUAUGGUAAAAGAGCUCUUGAAGAUCGACCCCAAUAUGUGCCUUGUUCGUGACCAAGACGGAAGGACUCCUCUCCAUGCAGCAGCACUCAAAGGUCGGGUGAAGGUGGUGAAGGAGCUUAUUUGUGCAAAGAGAAUAGCGACUCGAGUUUUGACGGGUCGCAGGGAGCCAAUUUUGCACCUGUGUGUGAAUCAUAACCGCUUUGAGUCCGUGAAGUCGAUCUUAGAGUGUGUAGAGAAUAGCGAAGAUGAUGAGUUUGUGAAAAUGAAGGAUGAUGAUGACAACACCAUCCUUCAUCUUGCAGUUUCUAAGAAGAAUAUCCCGCUCACGAAGUUUUUGCUCCAAAAAACCAAGAUGAAGGCGGAGGUGAAUGCCUUGAACGUAGAUGGUUUCACAGCAUUCGACGUUUUAAUGCAAAACCAUAGAAAAUCGAAGGACAUAAAACUUGAAGGGAUCCUCAUAGGCGCUGGAGCUAGAAGAUCUAAAUACAUGCAUUGCAGGACAGACGAUAGAACAAUUCAACCAUUGUCUCGUUGGAAGAAUAGGUGGAAGGAUCACAUGGAUUGGUUGAAUGAGACACGGAGUGUACUAAUGGUGGUAGCGAUAUUGAUAUCUACCAUCACAUUUCAAGCUGAAAUCAACCCUCCCGGUGGGGUUUGGCAGGAUGAUAAAAUGGAUGCGCCUACACUGCUGGAUCCUAGAAACCACCCUAUAAGGGAUGUGCCUAGAAACCACACUGCAGGGGAGUCAAUCAUGGCUGAUAAAUAUCCAGACGUUUUCAUAAUUUUCACAGUUUUUAAUUCAAUAGCAUUCGUGGCAUCUUUGAUCAUAAUCAUAUUGCUGAUGAGUGGAUUCCCUCUAAAGCGACGGAUUUUUAUGCGCACCUUGAUUAUCAUUACCUGGUUGAGCGUGUCUUCACUGCUUGUUACUUAUGGGCUAGCGUAUUAUACUGUCUCCACUGGACAAAUCUGGUCAACUGAGCUUGUGAUUCGCAUUGCAUUACUAGCGUGGGUCCGAUUGAAUUGCCUAGCCUUUGCACUGAAUUUCCUCGAAUUCAUUACAACCAUCAUAUAUGCAUGUAUAUAGACAAACAAGUCACCUUCAAUGGAUGUGACCAAUGUUAAUGUUGAGUACGUUGAUGUUGAGACUCGCAUUGGACACGACUAACAUAUGUGACAUGAUAUAUAUGUAUUUGCAUUCAUGUAUAUUGCUUUUCGCUG
This is a messenger RNA of Magnolia sinica, 1487 nucleotides long. Its product is annotated as ankyrin repeat-containing protein BDA1-like. The record is from RefSeq and is a predicted model, not a curated record. The coding region runs from base 22 to 1353 and encodes 443 amino acids. Gene Ontology annotation, molecular function: protein phosphatase regulator activity; protein phosphatase 1 binding. The transcript is spliced from 2 exons. Lineage: Eukaryota; Viridiplantae; Streptophyta; Magnoliopsida; Magnoliales; Magnoliaceae. Gene Ontology annotation, cellular component: plasma membrane.